UAAUUGCAGAACAAGCUCCUCCCCAUCCCCACGGCUUGCCGGCGUUUUGACACCGGAAGUAAUAGUCAGAACUUCCGGGUGGAAAUACAAACUAUGCAGCGCCGCGGUUGUUGUCCACUUUAACGUGCGUGUGAGCAUCAUGUUGACUCCGCAGAAGGACGGGACGCCCGGCAUGAUUGACAGGGCGCUGAGGAUGAGGAGGGAGGAGCAGGCUCGGCAGAUCAUCCUUGCCUGGGCUGUCCUCAACGUUUCUUUAGCCGGCAUGAUUUACACAGAAAUGUCAGGGAAGCUGCUGAGCCGGUAUUACAACAUCACAUACUGGCCCAUCUGGUACAUCGAACUGGUUCUCGCCUCUCUCUUUAGUCUCAACGCUCUCUUUGACUUCUGGAAAUAUUUCAAAUACACAAUGGCUCCAUCCACGAUUGCUGUAACCCCUGAGCAACGUCACCUUCUGGGUUUAAGGAACACAAGUGUCCAGGCCUCUUCUCCMCAAAAACCAGAAAAGAAGGAGACCCCGGCUCCAGCCCAGUCGUCUCCUCUGCAGGGCCAGAGCGUGCUGAGCUUCAGCCCCUCUCGGCCAGUCUCCAGCAGCCCCAAGUUCUCCCCCAGCUGCGCGUCCAGUUACAGCCCCACCCUCAGCGGUUCAUCCCCUCAGAGCGGCGCCGGGGGGCCUUACUCCCCCUCGGUGCCUUUUGGAAAGGUGCUGAACUACAGCCAGUCUUCAGGAUCUUCUCCGUAUCCGAACAGCAUCGGACCGGCAGAAGGUUCUAGCUUGAGGUCUCGGUACCGCACGUCUCCCUCUGUGUUCAGCUCGCCCGGGAGCAAAGAGGACUACAUGGAGGACCUGAAGAGUCUGGAGCGGUUCCUGCGCUCCGAGGAGGAGAGGAGUCACCGCAGCCAGUUGGGAAGUCCAGAGUCUGUGUCUCCCAACCACAGUCCAACGUUUUGGAACUACAACCGUUCGGUUGGAGAUUACGCUCAGAGUUUGAGGAAGUUCGUCUACCAGCCGGCGUGUCGCUCCCAGGCGCCGUCUGCCCACAAGGAUGAGACGGACUUGGGCUCCAAACAAGCAGCCGAAGAGGUGUGGGCCAGGAUCACAACCAGCCGUGUGGUAAUGGACCGGAUCGACAGCUGGACAGCUAAGCUGAGAAAUUGGAUCAGCGACACCAUCCUGGUCCCGCUGGUCAAAGAAAUCGAUUCUGUCAACAGUCAGCUGAGGAGGAUGGGAUGUCCCGAGCUGCAGAUCGGAGACGUCACCAAGGAGAACCUGUUCUGCAUCCACCAGAGCAGCACGACCCCCCCUCACUACCAGCUCGUCUACCAGGGACACAUCUACAGUCUGCCGAAGGGCAGGAACAACCUGUUCCACACAAUCCUCAUGUUUCUCUACAUCAUUAAGACCAAAGAGUCCGGGAUGCUCGGGAGGGUAAAUCUGGGCCUCUCUGGUGUGAACAUAUUGUGGAUAUUUGAAGACUGAUGUUUUAUUUUUUUAUUUUAUUUUCCUCAGUGUUGUAAAGCUCAACUUUGAGGCCAUGUUGGACAUUUUCCUCAUUGUUUUUUGUACAAACUGGCAACAUUUUCAUUAACAUUUUAGUCACAGUUCUUUCAAAAAUACAAACCAUAAAAAGGUUUUUUUUAUAUAUUUGUUUUGCUUUUUGACUUUGUAAUUCAAGAAUGUACCAGCAUGUCAGCCUAUCUGAUGCCUCAGAUUUGUCUACUUAAUAGCGAAGGGCUCCGACCCAUGAAUCUGAAUGUAAAUAAAGUUUCAUCUCAGACAUGUUUUUUAAUAAGAGGUUGGGAAAAAAAGCUGAUAUUAAAAAGGAAACAACUUUAACCUCUUGGUGGCAGCAGAGCUCGUUUUUAUGCUUUGACCUUUAAUGAUGUACCCAUUUUGUCAGGAUGUGCCUCCACAGAUGCUCUGUUUUGUAAUAUAUCAUUUUACACUGUA
Messenger RNA from Austrofundulus limnaeus, 1948 nucleotides. RefSeq names its product transmembrane protein 209 (gene tmem209). Gene Ontology annotation, cellular component: membrane. NCBI's taxonomy places the organism in Eukaryota, Metazoa, Chordata, Actinopteri, Cyprinodontiformes, Rivulidae. The record is from RefSeq and is a predicted model, not a curated record.